CGGAAGUGGGAGGUGUCUGCUCGAGUUUGUGUGGCCGCCGCCGCGGGAACAGCAGCCGGUAGUUUUUCCACGUAGAGGGGCGAGGUCUUCGAGUCUGGCGGCGUGAGAGUGAGCGAGUGUCGGUUUCCACAGCCCUCUUCUUACGUGACACCCGGCAUGGAGGCUGAUCAGCGCCUGCAGCCUGGCGGCAAGGCCGUGGCUCCCGCGCGGCAGGAGUCGCCGCGGUCCGAGUCCGGGGAGGAGCCGCAGCUCCGGCAUCCCGAGAAAAAGCAACGAUGUAGGUAUGAUGGCCAAGAAACAAAAGGAUCUAAGUUCAUUACCUCCAAUUCAAGUGAUUUCAGUGACCCAGUUUACAAAGAGAUUGCUAUUACAAAUGGUUGCAUUAAUAGAAUGAGUAAGGAAGAACUCAGAGCUAAACUUUCAGAAUUCAAGCUUGAAACCAGAGGAGUAAAGGAUGUACUAAAGAAGAGGCUGAAAAACUAUUAUAAGAAGCAGAAGCUGAUGUUGAAAGAGGACAAUUGUGCUGAUAGUUACUACGACUACAUUUGUAUUAUUGACUUUGAAGCUACUUGUGAAGAGGGUAACCCACCCGAGUUCAUACAUGAAAUAAUUGAAUUUCCUGUUGUUUUACUAAAUACUGGUACCUUAGAAAUAGAAGAUACGUUUCAGCAGUAUGUGAGACCAGAGGUUAACACCCAGCUUUCUGAUUUCUGCAUCAAUUUAACUGGAAUUACUCAGGAUCAGGUAGACAGAGCUGAUACCUUCCCUCAGGUACUGAAAAAAGUAAUUGACUGGAUGAAAUUGAAGGAAUUAGGAACAAAAUAUAAGUAUUGCAUAUUAACAGAUGGUUCGUGGGAUAUGAGUAAGUUCCUGAACAUUCAGUGCCGGCUCAGCAGGCUCAAAUAUCCUCCUUUUGCUAAAAAGUGGAUCAAUAUUCGAAAGUCAUAUGGAAACUUUUACAAGGUUCCUAGAGGCCAAACCAAACUGACAAUAAUGCUUGAAAAACUAGGAAUGGAUUAUGAUGGGCGGCCACACAGUGGCCUUGAUGACUCCAAGAAUAUUGCCCGAAUAGCAGUUCGAAUGCUUCAGGAUGGAUGUGAACUCCGAAUUAAUGAAAAAAUGCAUGCAGGACAGUUAAUGAGUGUGUCUUCCUCAUUACCAAUAGAGGGCGCUCCACCUCCACAAAUGCCACAUUCUAGAAAAUAACAGCAUUUUUGCCUUUUGCCCAUGGAUCAUUCACUAUAACUGGAGUUGCUACAAAGGGGUAGCAGAUGAAUACUUAUUGAACUAGUCUUGCAGUGCAAAAUUUAAGCACCUUAAAUAUAAAUCUUAUUUACAGUUAUAGAUACAUAUACGUGAACAGAUUCUGUGGAGGGCAUAUUGAAUUGUCACCAGCACUUUUAUAUGAGCAGUAAUUGUUACACAGUAACAGUUCCUUUAGAACUAAAUUUUAUAGUUUAAGGUGUCUAAGAUGUGUUUCUUUUGGUUUUAAAUGCAAAGGUUUAUUGAGUUUCCCUUUGAUUGUCAUCUCUUACUGAGUUAAAAUAUAUAAUGUAUUUCUACAUUAACAUCAUUAGAUCAAAUUAUUUCUUAAUUGCAGAAAAGAUUGUAAGGUGGACCUUAUAUAGCUUUUGGUUUCUAAGAAUAUAGUCCUGUUGAUUUUUGAAGUUUAUAUGUGAAGUUCAACUGUUUGUGGUGAAUUUCAUAAAGUACUUGGUACACAUACUUGUCUGUGUUUGUUUUCAAUUUAUAAUUGUAAGACUUGUGAUAGAUUAUAGGGUCUGGUUAAAAAUUCAGCACUGAUGACAAUGGCAAGUCAGAAGAAAAUACCAUUUAAAGGAAUAUCAGGGCUAUCCCUCAGACUUUAUAAUACACAGAUAAAUCAGUGGGAUUUGGGGACUUGGCUUUUUGAUUCCCCUCCUCAUGACAUAUAACUGCCCUAAUUCUUAAAUCUAAGAGACAGUGCUUUGAAGUAGACUUAAAACUAAGGGUCAUAAUUUUUCAUUUGUAUUCAACAUUGUGAAUGAGGUUAAUAAAGUCAAGUAAUGCUUUCUA
Myotis davidii is the source of this 2055-nucleotide messenger RNA. It is a transcript of the gene ERI1, whose product is annotated as exoribonuclease 1. Gene Ontology annotation, molecular function: nucleic acid binding; 3'-5'-RNA exonuclease activity. Bases 157 to 1206 code for a protein of 349 amino acids. The record is from RefSeq and is a predicted model, not a curated record. Gene Ontology annotation, cellular component: nucleolus; cytoplasm. The transcript is spliced from 7 exons. NCBI's taxonomy places the organism in Eukaryota, Metazoa, Chordata, Mammalia, Chiroptera, Vespertilionidae. Gene Ontology annotation, biological process: exonucleolytic trimming to generate mature 3'-end of 5.8S rRNA from tricistronic rRNA transcript (SSU-rRNA, 5.8S rRNA, LSU-rRNA).